UUAGUAUUUAGUAGUUCCUAGUUAACCUUCAAUGCGAUCAAUUAAUUAUAUAUUUACAGCAAAAAGAGUUUGUUGAAUUUAUAUAUUCACAAUGUCUCAAGAAAAUAAAGGUUUUUUUAAAAAGUUCCACGACACAAUAAACCAAGGAAUUGACGACGUGGCACGGAAUAAUUUCGCUAAUUUAGAAUGCAACGCGAAGCGUGCAUCCUAUUUAUGUAGUCUCCCUGUUAUUAAAAGCUACGAUUUAUCAGCUGACGUAGUGAAAUGCCAAGCCGGCGGCGAAUUCCCAGUGAAAAAAGACGUGGUAAAAGCCAAACAGCUGAAGGAUGAAGGGAAUAAAGCAGUCCAGAAAGGUGACUGGGCCAAGGCACUGGAAAUGUACAGCCAGAGUAUGAUAUUUAUGCCAAAAACAGAAACUGAAGAACUAUCCAUAGUCCUAGCCAACCGGUCGGCUGCAUUGAAUCACCUACUGCAGUAUGAAGACGCUCUGGCAGAUAUCCAACGGUGUUUAUCAUUGGGAUACCCCCGGCAUCUGCAGUAUAAGGUCUAUGAGAGAAAAGCAAGGAGUUUACUCGUACUGAAAAGGAAUCAGGAGGCGAUAACUGCUUUCCAGAAUACCAUUAGCGCUCUAGACGCAGCAAAUAAGUUAGAUAAAGAGAAAAGACAGAAAAUUGCCACAGAUGCCAAACUUAUGCUGGAAAUAUUACAUAAGGGUUUAGUGUUAGCGGGAAAUCCAAAGGAUCCAGAACCUUUGAACAAAUUGGCCCCCAAACCCAAGUUGCCAGGAAAGCAUAACGUGAAAUAUCCCGCAACAUCGGAUGCAAUUGAAAUAACAAAGAGUGAUGUUAAAGGAAGAUUUGCGAUAGCCUCAAGAGAUAUUGAAGCUGGAGAAACUCUAUUAGUCGAGAGCCCCUAUGGUAGUGCUUUGUUAAAUGAAUAUUCCAGGAGCCAUUGUCAGAAUUGCUGUAUUAAAUGCCCAAUACCGGUACCGUGCCCUAAAUGUCCAAACGUGAUAUUCUGCAGCGACAAUUGUUUGGAAAUCGCUCAAAACUCAUACCACCGUUAUGAAUGCCAAAUCCUUCCACUGAUUUGGAAAUCUGGAUGUUCAAUCACCUGCCACAUAGCGCUUCGAAUGAUCACGCAAAAUGGAAAGGAAUAUUUUAGCAAUAUCAGUAAAGAUCUCGAAACUGCAAUAACCGGUCCAUAUAAGACUGAAGACUAUAAAAAUGCAUAUAACUUAGUAUCUCAUGAAGAUAUACGAUCUAAACAGGAUUUGUUGCACAGAACCCAAAUGACGAUUUUCUUAAUUAAACUAUUAGAAAUUAGCGGAUACUUAGAGGGAAAGCCAAAGGAUACAGUGGAUCUAAGUGAUAUAAAAUCAAUGUCAGUUGAUGAGAAAUACAACGGCGACGUCGGCCUUUUCGGAGCACUUAUAUUAAAAAAUCUACAAGUUUUACAAUUUAACGCUCACGAGGUGUUUGAGGUACAAUGUCCGAAACCGGAAGUUGGAAAAAAUAUUAUAAAGCACACAGGAACUUCCGUUUUCUUAGCUGGCGCUUUAUUUCCAACUCUUGCUCUUUUUAAUCACUCAUGUGAUCCUAGUGUAGCCAGAUAUUUUUGUGGUUCCAAAAUCGUUGUACGGGCUGUUAAGAAUAUAAAGAAAGGCGAAGAAGUAUCGGAAAAUUAUGGACCUAUAUUCACGACGGUACCAAAAGAGACAAGACAGGCAAACCUGAAAAACCAAUACUGGUUCGAUUGCCACUGCAUACCCUGUCAACAAAAUUGGCCGACUUAUCAGGAUAUGACUGAAGAUUAUAUACGGUUCAAGUGCGAUUCUGAUAAACCAUGCACCAACGUAGUACCAGUGCCAUAUGAUUGUAAAGAGUUUAUGGUGCAAUGCGGUCUCUGUCAACAGUAUACUAAUGUAUUAAAGGGACUAAAGUCACUUCAGGACACGGACAUGAUGUACCGUAUUGGUCGUAAUGCAAUGGAUGAAGGCAAAUACGGCGAUGCAAUGAAGAAGUUUAUUGAAGUUCUAAAAUUGUAUGAUACAACAUUAGCACCACCAUACAAGUCAUACUAUGACUGUGUACAGGAUCUGAGACAUUGCAUCUUAGCCAUGGGAAAUUAUAGUAUAGUUUAAUUAAAUUUGUCUUGUUAUUAUAAAAUGUUUUAAGGCUGUAAUCGUUGAUUUACUUUAUUUUCAUAUAUUAAGGGUUCCAAAGAGGGGAGAGCCCUCCUCAUCACCUGAUGAUAUUACUCAACUAAUAAAGUAAAUAGGAGUGGUGAACAUUUUUAAAUAUUGUUGUUGUCUUCGUUGAGAGUGAAUAUAAUUAUAACAUUAUUGUGUUUGAGUACAUUUAAAAAGUUUACAUUAAUUUAAUUUUUUAUAUUAUUACACCGAAAUAAAUGUAUAAAGUACUCAAGUUUGUUUUGUAUCAUCUACCAGA
Messenger RNA from Achroia grisella, 2450 nucleotides. RefSeq names its product SET and MYND domain-containing protein 4-like (gene Smyd4-3). Gene Ontology annotation, molecular function: protein binding. NCBI's taxonomy places the organism in Eukaryota, Metazoa, Arthropoda, Insecta, Lepidoptera, Pyralidae. The record is from RefSeq and is a predicted model, not a curated record. The transcript is spliced from 7 exons. The coding region runs from base 92 to 2143 and encodes 683 amino acids.